AUGUCGGAUCAGAUGGAUUCUGGCAUAAAGCUCUUCGGGCGGGUGAUCCCGUUGGUUCCUGACGCUGCGCCCGGGCCGCCGGAAGCGGAGGCGACGGCCGGCUCCGAGCACCCACCGCCGCCGCCGCCGCAGGAGUCAGAGGCCGAGGCAGAGGCUGAUAAUAAUAAGGAACAACACAAAGAAACAAAAGACAAAGGCGAUAGUGAAAUGAAGGUGGACGCUCCAGAAGAGAAAGAAGAUGGUGGAAUGAAAGGUGAUGAACUAAGGGAGAGAAAAGAUGACGAAAUGGAGGUUGAUGCACCACAAGCCAAGCAAAAUGCAGAAACAGCCAGUUCAUCUACCUUGGACCAUAAGAAAGACGACCAGGCCCAGAUAAGCAAUGCUGAAGAGAAGGUGGCAUCAGACCCGAAGGAGGAGAAUGAGAAGAAAUCAAAUGACGAAUCAGGCCAGGAUAAGGUGCUCAAGAAGCCAGAUAAAAUUAUACCUUGCCCUCGGUGCAACAGCAUGGAUACAAAGUUCUGCUAUUACAACAACUACAAUGUUAAUCAACCAAGGCACUUCUGUAAGAAUUGCCAAAGGUAUUGGACUGCAGGGGGGAGUAUGAGGAAUGUACCUGUCGGUGCUGGGAGGCGCAAAAGCAAGAAUUCAGCGCUGCACUACCGUCAGUUGUUGAUGGCCCCUGAUUGUCUGCUGGGGUCUAGAGUAGACAUCUCUGACACAGUGAACCCAGAAGUCCUUGCAUCUCUACCUUCCAUCCCGACACAAUCAGCCAGUAGAAAUGAAACAGUUCUCAAGUUUGGGCCUGAGGUGCCACUUUGUGAAUCGAUGGUAUCGGUGCUGAACAUUGAAGAGCAGAAUGUGACCAAUGCUGGAUCUGUACCAAGAGAUGAAACCAGGGAAGGUAACUCGUGCGCAUCGACUACCACAUCAAACAAUGGGUUACCUGCAAACGCAGUCCCGCCUGGUCAGAACGGAGCGCCUGUUUACUGUAAUGGGGUUGGUCCGGUGCCUCAGUAUUACCUUGGACCUCCUUUCAUGUACCCAUGGAGCAUGGGGUGGAACAACCUUCCUGUAAUGGUGCCGGGUGGAAGUAUGCCCGAGUCUGCUUCUCCAUCAGAAAGCUGCAGCACUAGUUCGGCGCCAUGGAUGAACUCUCCCAUGAUGCCAGGCUCAAGGCUUCCUGCACCCCCGUUUCCAUAUCCUAUUGUUCCACCUGCACUCUGGGGUUGCUUACCAAGCUGGCCAGCCGCGGCAUGGAACACACCAUGGGUCGGGACCAACGGGUGCAUAUCGCCGUCUGGGUCAAGCAACAGCAGCUGUUCAGGCAAUGGGUCUCCUACUCUGGGGAAGCAUUCCAGGGACCCCAAUCCACAGAAAGAUGACAAGGAGGAGAAAUCACUAUGGGUUCCCAAGACGCUCCGCAUCGAUGACCCCGAUGAGGCAGCGAAGAGUUCCAUAUGGGCAACUCUUGGCAUCAAACCUGGAGACCCUGGCGUCUUCAAGCCUUUCCAGUUCAAGGGUGAGAGCAAGGGCCAGCCAGCAGAUGCACGCCCUGCCCGUGCUUUACAGGCGAACCCCGCAGCGUUUUCUCGGUCGCAGUCGUUCCAGGAGAGCUCUUGA
Molecule: messenger RNA, 1620 nt
Organism: Triticum turgidum subsp. durum (durum wheat)
Lineage: Eukaryota; Viridiplantae; Streptophyta; Magnoliopsida; Poales; Poaceae
Source: the annotation of a GenBank genome assembly